AAAAAGAGCCGUCGCCGUCUUUCGUCCCUGCCUCCGUCUCGGUCGCCAGUCGCCGCCAUCGCCGCCUCGCAGCUCGAAACCCUAAUCCCAAACCCGGCGAUGGAGAACCCCAGGCCCCAAGCCCCCGGCUUCACCCCUCCCAUGGCUCCUCUCCCCCUCCCCCUCCACCCGCCCAUCGCGCCCAUCCCGGGGGCCCCUCCCCGCGCCCCCGCCUCCACCUCCGCCGCCGCCGCCGCCGCCGAAAGCGACGACGAUGACGAGGUCGACUACGAGGUCUCCGACGACCACCGCGCCGCGCGGGAGCGGCACGAGCGCGCGGUGCAGGAGCUCCUGCAGCGCCGUCGCGCCUACGCCAUGGCCGUGCCCACCAACGACUCCGCCGUGCGCGCGCGCCUCCGCCGCCUCGGCGAGCCCAUCACGCUCUUCGGGGAGCGCGAGAUGGAGCGCCGCGACCGCCUGCGCGGCCUCAUGGUCCGCCUCGAGGCCGACGGCCAGGUCGACCGCCUCCUCCGCGCGCAGGAGGACGACCAGGGAGCCGCGGCCAACGACGAGGACGACGCCGAGCAGAUCCAGUACCCCUUCUUCACCGAGGGCACCAAGGAGCUGCUGCAGGCGCGCGUCGACAUCGCGCAGUACUCGCUGCCCCGCGCCAAGGCCAGGGUCGACAGGGCAAAACGCCGCCUCGCUGACCCCGACGAGGACCCCGACGCUGAGGCAGACCUUGUCGUCAAGCAGGCGGGGGAGUUCGUGCUUGAGUGCAGCGAGAUUGGAGAUGACCGCCCGCUCACAGGCUGCUCUUUCUCCCGUGAUGCGUCGAUGCUCGCAACAAGUUCCUGGAGUGGGAUCAUCAAAGUAUGGAGCAUGCCACAAAUAACUAAAAUCGCAACCCUGAAAGGUCAUACAGAACGUGCAACUGAUGUUGCCUUUUCUCCAGUUGAUAACGUCUUAGCAACAGCCUCAGCUGAUAGAACUGCCAAAUUAUGGAACAGCGAUGGGUCACUUCUAAUGUCUUUCAAUGGUCACCUGGACCGUCUUGCUCGCCUUGCUUUUCAUCCAUCGGGAAAGUACCUGGGUACAGCUAGCUUUGACAAGACCUGGAGAUUGUGGGACAUCAAUACUGGAACAGAGCUUCUACUCCAAGAAGGGCACAGCAGAAGUGUAUAUGGAGUUAGCUUUCACCCAGAUGGUUCUUUAGCUGCAUCUUGUGGGCUUGAUGCACAUGCUCGAGUUUGGGAUCUAAGAUCUGGAAGAUUAUACUGUACCCUCAUAGGGCAUGUGAAACCUGUUCUAGGAGUCAGCUUCUCCCCUAAUGGUCAUCUAGUUGCAACUGCAAGUGAAGACAAUUUCUGUCGAAUAUGGGAUUUGAGGACUAGAAGGAUGUUAUAUUCUAUACCAGCACAUAAGAGUCUUAUCUCGCAUGUUAAAUUUGAACCCCAGGAGGGUCAUUAUUUAGCGACAUCUUCCUAUGACACUAGAGCAGCGCUAUGGUCAACUCGGGACUACAAACCAAUCAAAAGUUUGGCAGGACAUGAGUCGAAAGUUACUAGUUUGGAUAUUAGUGGAGAUGGACAACAGAUUGUGACUGUUUCACAUGAUAGAACGAUAAAGAUGUGGUCGUGCAGAAGCAGCAUACGGGAUAAUGAGAUGGAGUUGGAUUAAGCCAUUGACUUCAACUGUUCAUGGAAACAGGCUGUGCCAGUGUCUCCUUCGGUGGAUCUGCCGUUUCAAGCUCUUUACAUCGUUGCAUUUAUAACCCUUAGCAUGUGAAAUAUGCCGCCCACUUUCUUGACAUGUGUUGCUCAUAAUUUCUCCAAAAAAUUGGACUUGAUAGCUCUCUUAAAAAACAAAGGAGCUUUCUAGUAACAAUGGAGUUCUUCAGUUUGGAUGAAGUAUGAGUCAUCCAUGUAAUCUUUUUUGGCUAAUUUGUCUUGAAAUAUUAGCUUUUCACGGCUGCCAGUAGUUUGUACUUAAACCUGAACAAUCGUACAGAUGACUUCUCGA
Lolium perenne is the source of this 2001-nucleotide messenger RNA. RefSeq names its product U4/U6 small nuclear ribonucleoprotein PRP4-like protein. Gene Ontology annotation, biological process: mRNA splicing, via spliceosome. The record is from RefSeq and is a predicted model, not a curated record. Gene Ontology annotation, cellular component: U4/U6 x U5 tri-snRNP complex. Lineage: Eukaryota; Viridiplantae; Streptophyta; Magnoliopsida; Poales; Poaceae. Gene Ontology annotation, molecular function: U6 snRNA binding; U4 snRNA binding; protein binding.